This is a messenger RNA of Nanorana parkeri, 559 nucleotides long. RefSeq names its product HIG1 hypoxia inducible domain family member 1A (gene HIGD1A). The record is from RefSeq and is a predicted model, not a curated record. The transcript is spliced from 4 exons. Lineage: Eukaryota; Metazoa; Chordata; Amphibia; Anura; Dicroglossidae. Gene Ontology annotation, cellular component: mitochondrion. Bases 33 to 320 code for a protein of 95 amino acids. Gene Ontology annotation, biological process: mitochondrial respirasome assembly.
GAGCCGCCAUUACCCAGACCGAGAGAGACAAUAUGGCCUCAAACAGCGGAGACGUCCUGCCAACCUACGAGCUGCAAGAUUCUCAGACGUCGAAGUUGAUAAGAAAAUCCAAGGAGUCUCCGUUUGUGCCAGUGGGUAUUGCUGGGUUUGCUGCAGUUGUAGCCUUUGGACUGUAUAAGCUAAGAAACAGAGGAGACACCAAAAUGUCCGUGCACCUUAUACACAUGCGUGUAGGAGCUCAGGGGUUCGUUGUCGGCGCAAUGACGUGUGGUGUUCUGUACUCCAUGUACAAGGAGUAUCUGGCCAAGCCCCAGGAGUAAAGGACAACCACCAGCUAUUCCCUUGGCACAGAGUGACGAUAUGGACCUCACAUUGGGGUGGCAUUUUUAUUUAAUUGCAUAAGGCCCCUUUCUGCGGGGAGAUCCUGCAACACGUUACAGACAAAUCCAGCAGCUUAGGGGGUUGAAUGUUUUCGCUUCUUAUUCAAAAAAAAAAGACACUGAAAUCCACUUCUGGAAAUGAGCGUGUUUAAAGUCUAUUUUAUAUUUUUAUUUUACAA